This is a messenger RNA of Helicoverpa armigera (cotton bollworm), 482 nucleotides long. RefSeq lists its product as uncharacterized. The record is from RefSeq and is a predicted model, not a curated record. The coding region runs from base 78 to 392 and encodes 104 amino acids. Lineage: Eukaryota; Metazoa; Arthropoda; Insecta; Lepidoptera; Noctuidae. The transcript is spliced from 2 exons.
UUUACCUAUAUAAGCUAAGUUUUCUUAGAUUUUCAGCAAAUAGGAGCUGAGUUUACAAAGAAACGGUUAUCUCAAAGAUGCAUUCCAUCAGUAUAGUGCUCGUGUUCGCGCUGGUCGCCAUAGCGAGCGCCGUGCCAGCCGGAGAUAAGCCACAUUACGACUUAGACAAGGCUCCCGAGUACUUCGAGAAGUUUAUCAAGGACUACAACAGGGUGUAUAAAGAUGCUGCCGAUAGAGAAGUACAUUACCAAGCCUUUGUUAAAUCAUUGGUGGAGAUCAAUGAGCUAAAUAAUUCGAACGACGGGGACACUUAUGAUAUCAACAAUUUCGCUGAUUUUACUGAAGAAGAAUGGAAUCAUAUGAAUGGAAUAAGGGAUCCGAAACGGACGUAACAUGAACGCCGGGAAUAUGGAUGGAUACAUCAGUGGACAUAAAUAGAGUAGAAAUAUUCUAUAUAUUAAAAUCAGUGAAUUGGUGUUAAA